Messenger RNA from Etheostoma cragini (Arkansas darter), 2976 nucleotides. RefSeq names its product thyroid stimulating hormone receptor (gene tshr). Gene Ontology annotation, cellular component: membrane. Lineage: Eukaryota; Metazoa; Chordata; Actinopteri; Perciformes; Percidae. Gene Ontology annotation, molecular function: protein binding; thyroid-stimulating hormone receptor activity. Gene Ontology annotation, biological process: G protein-coupled receptor signaling pathway. Bases 338 to 2665 code for a protein of 775 amino acids. The record is from RefSeq and is a predicted model, not a curated record. The transcript has 10 exons.
CACAAGAGUGCCUCAGAAGUCCACCCUCCCCUCAAGAAGACCACCUCCAAACCCACCACAGAACCGUUGCUGUCCGUCCUACAGCAUCCCCACCUUCACAGGCUCACAGAAACUCAUGGGGCCCUGUAGAGACAACUGAACAUCCAGAGUCCAGCUCCGCUGUCUGUCUCUAGCCUACCUGAGGAUUACACUCCAAAAACAAACAUCAUAGACUAGCCUGGCAUACUUCAGUUUGGUUCAAAUUGAUGCUGUGGACAUCAAGAGGACUGGCAAGAAGAACAGAAGUCAGCCUGGGGGAUAUUGUUGAGCCGAAAGUGAAAGGGAGCAGCACCCCAGCAUGCAGGUGAUAACUUGUGCGUUGUUUACGCUCGUCAGUCUCCCUGCCAGCAGCGGGUCGGAGGCUGACUCCUGCCCUACUGUCUGCGAGUGCUCGGAGUGGAAGACACACACAAUCUCCUGCUUUGACAUUGAUAUUCUCCCCAGGUUUCCAGCAAGCACGGAUACACUAUGGCUUUUUGAGACCCGCCUGUCAUCCUUGCCAGCAGACGCCUUUGCCAACAUGGUCAACAUCUCAAGGAUAUAUAUAUCAGUGGACGUGACGCUGCAGAGGCUGGAGAGGCACUCGUUCUACAGCCUGAGGAAAAUCACCCACAUUGAGAUACGUAAUGCAAAAAGUCUGACCUUCAUCGACCCAGAAGCCUUUAAAAAUCUUCCAAACCUCAAAUACCUGGGAAUUUUCAACACCGGCCUUUCUUUCUUCCCUGACUUGAGCAACAUCCACUCUAAUGACAUGAACUUCAUACUGGAAAUUGUUGAUCAUCCCUACAUCACAGCGAUCCCGGCCAACGCAUUCCGUGGCAUCACCAGCGACGUGCUGACAGUGAUGCUGUAUGGAAAUGGCUUCAGAGAAAUCCAACAUUAUGCCUUCAAUGGGACCAAGCUAGAUCAAGUAGACCUUCACAGGAAUAAGUAUCUUAACAAGAUGGAUGAAAGGGCUUUUGCCGGCACCGUCAGCGGCCCCAUGCUUCUAGACGUGUCGCUGACAGGGAUCACCUCCCUGCCAACCACAGGUAUGGAUUCUCUACGCGAGUUGAAGGCGCGCAAUACCUGGGCACUCAAGAAACUGCCGCCCAUCAAAACCUUCAAGCACCUCACCAUCGCCAGCCUCACCUACCCCAGCCACUGCUGCGGCUUCAAAAACCUCAAAAAGAAACGAGGCUUUUUGGAAUACAUCAUCUGUAACCUGACUGCCUUCUACGACCAGCAUCACAAGCGCUCGGUGGGGCCCCUUGGCAUGCCUUCCCUCCAAGGGGACAGCGUGGUGGAACCAGUGCCGGACCAGGAGCCGAAUGACGGGAGCCACAGAGAGUCCGACCACUGGAGAAGAGGUGACUUUCAUGGAAGCCUCCACUACCACACCUACUUUGGGGGGCAGCCAAAUGAAGAUGUGGGUUUCGGAGAGACCCUCAAGAACCCCCAGGAGGACACCAGCCAAGACUUUGACAGUCGUUAUGAUUACGUGGUGUGUGAGGACGGCGAGGAGGUGGCGUGUGCGCCGGUGCCAGAUGAGUUCAACCCUUGUGAGGACAUCAUGGGUUUUGGCUUUCUGCGAGUGUCUGUGUGGUUUGUGAGUCUGCUGGCGGUUCUGGGAAAUGUGGCGGUGCUCCUGGUGCUGCUCACCAGCCACUACAAGCUCUCUGUUUCCCGCUUCCUAAUGUGUCACCUGGCCUUUGCCGAUCUGUGCAUGGGGAUUUAUCUGCUGCUCAUCGCCUCAGUGGACCUACACACGCGAGCCGAGUACUUCAACCACGCUAUAGACUGGCAAACGGGUCCCGGCUGUGGACUCGCUGGGUUUUUAACAGUUUUCGCAAGCGAGUUGUCUGUCUACACCUUGACGGUGAUCACUCUGGAGAGGUGGUACGCCAUCACCUUCGCUAUGCGGCUGGAUCGGAAGCUGCGUCUGUACCAUGCGGCAGCUGUGAUGCUGGGCGGCUGGAUCUUCUGCCUCCUGCUGGCCCUGCUCCCGCUAGUCGGGCUGAGCAGUUACCAGAAGGUCAGCAUCUGUCUACCGAUGGACACCCAGUCCACGGUGGCUCAGGUCUUCAUCUUGUCCGUGCUAGUGCUCAACAUCUUGGCCUUUCUUGUCAUCUGCGCUUGCUACUUCAAGAUCUACUGCACGGUGCACAACCCUCACUACCGCUCCGGAUCCAAAGAUACCAACAUCGCCAAGCGCAUGGCUGUGCUCAUCUUCACCGACUUCUUGUGCAUGGCGCCAAUCUCCUUCUACGCCAUGUCCGCCGUGCUGGACCGGCCGCUCAUCACUGUAUCCAACUCCAAGAUUUUAUUGGUACUGUUCUACCCGCUCAAUUCCUGCGCCAACCCGUUCCUCUACGCCAUCUUCACCAAGGCCUUUAGGGGGGACAUAUUUAUCCUCCUCAGUAAGGUGGGCCUCUGUCAGCAGCGAGCGCAGCUGUUUAGAGGCCAGACGGUCUUGUCAAAGGGCAGCAGUGGGACAUCUCAGAUUCGUAGAGACAAGGUUAAGAAAGGUGGAAGCAGAGGCCAGGACGAGGUGCCCAUCCACCUGAAGAAGUGCUCCGGACAUACCUGCAAUCAAGCCGUCUGCCAGCAGACGAACCAUGAAGAGACCCAGAGCCUGAAGACGUGAACCAAACACCCGCUUGACGUAGUAAAGCAAGACAGGUUCAGGUGGGAGAGGAGAGGCCUUUAAGUGUUUGUGGACAUAUCUGUUUGGAUAUUUAACAGAAAGCACCAGUAUUCUGUAUCUGCUUUAGUUUUUCAGGCCAAGUUCAGCUGUUUUCACAAUUUGGGCUUGGAGGAUUUUAUGGUUCCAGUUGUUGGAGAAUAUCAAGUGUCUCUGAAAUGUGAGCCGACUUCAUCCACCUUAUAGUGCUUUGUAUUUGGAGGGACAGGCUAGGAAAGAACAGAUUAUUUUAGGAAAUAUAGUAAAGAUUAAAA